Messenger RNA from Diachasmimorpha longicaudata, 838 nucleotides. It is a transcript of the gene Rpp20, whose product is annotated as Ribonuclease P protein subunit p20. Gene Ontology annotation, biological process: tRNA 5'-leader removal. The transcript has 3 exons. Gene Ontology annotation, cellular component: nucleus; ribonuclease MRP complex; nucleolar ribonuclease P complex. NCBI's taxonomy places the organism in Eukaryota, Metazoa, Arthropoda, Insecta, Hymenoptera, Braconidae. Gene Ontology annotation, molecular function: nucleic acid binding. The coding region runs from base 189 to 812 and encodes 207 amino acids. The record is from RefSeq and is a predicted model, not a curated record.
AUCAGACGAUACAGUGUCUCCCUGUUUUUAAUAACAUUCUUGGGGUCGACCUCCGGGUCCUUCAUGACGAUAUCCUGUCCAGUCAUCCUUUACCACUGGAAAAUUAUCUUGACUUUCCCCUGCACAAUUGCUCCACAACAAACAAAACGAUCCCAAAUCAACCUUCUGCGGUUUAUUUUGAGGUUAGAAUGCGUUUGAUUUGUUUGCUGCUGAAUAUCGGUGGCGAUUGCACUCACUCGCGCUCGUCUACUGCAGACUCGGAUUGGCUGGGAGCAAUUACCCCAGGAGAAACCGCCAAUAGCCGUCCUCCGGGGUUUCUAAAGCAGCAGAGGUGUCACGUGGGACUCAACUAUGACAGAAUGGCUGAUGGACGAGAGGAUAAUAAAUUCGAGAAGUUGAUAAGUGCUGGAAACAGAUCGUCCAGAAAGAAUUUCAAUGAUUCUGAACAUAUCCUGAGGAAACGACCGCCUUAUGCUUUCCCGAAGAGGAGCAAGGACGUCUAUGCCACAAACAAAACGGCUUUCAAGGCACAAUUGACGGUCUGCGAAAAACUACUGGAUUCAGGAGAGCCAGAGAUUAUAAUUCACGGAUUAGGAGCUGCGAUUAGUCGAGCCUGCAAUCUAGCCCUUCAACUCAAGAAAAAUUCUAGUGGAACGUUGGACAUCGACAUACGCACGUCGACAGUCCCUUUGAUCGACGAUUUCGAGCCUCUGAAGGAUGAUCUGGACUGUGAAGUGAACACCCGCAACAAUUCCGCAAUCCACAUCAGAGUAUUCCGAACAGUAGUGAUAGGUCCUCUGAAAUAUGCCUAAAAGAUCCUUCCACCCCUGAGAAAUUU